Molecule: messenger RNA, 1802 nt
Organism: Boleophthalmus pectinirostris (great blue-spotted mudskipper)
Lineage: Eukaryota; Metazoa; Chordata; Actinopteri; Gobiiformes; Gobiidae
Gene: slc13a5b
Product: solute carrier family 13 member 5b
Exons: 12
Coding region: 1-1767 (588 amino acids)
Biological process (GO): citrate transport; monoatomic anion transmembrane transport
Cellular component (GO): membrane
Molecular function (GO): sodium:dicarboxylate symporter activity; succinate transmembrane transporter activity; citrate transmembrane transporter activity
Source: RefSeq, a predicted model, not a curated record
AUGGCUAUCCUCAAAUAUGUGCGUUCAAUUAAGGACCCGCUUAUCCUUUUCCUAACUCCGGUGGUGAUUCUUCCUUUGCCAUUGGUGAUCGGGACACCGGUAUGUAAUGAGGCAGAAUGUGCCUAUGUGAUUGUGCUGAUGGCAGUGUACUGGUGCUCAGAGGUGCUGCCCCUGGCUAUUACUGCUCUGCUGCCAGCUUUCCUCUUUCCUCUAUUUGGGAUCAUGAAGUCAAAAGAUGUAUGUAUGCAAUACCUGAAGGACACAAACCUGUUGUUUGUGGGGGGGCUGUUGGUGGCAGUGGCGGUUGAGCACUGGAAUCUACACAAACGCAUCGCUCUAAGAGUCCUCCUCUUUGUAGGUGUUCGACCAGCACUUUUGAUGUUAGGUUUUAUGGGAGUCACAGCCUUCCUGUCCAUGUGGAUCAGUAACACGGCAACCACAGCCAUGAUGGUGCCUAUUGUCCAAGCUGUGUUGGAACAGCUCAACAAUAAUGAAGCAGAUAUUCCUCAUAUCCUAAGCUCUGAGCAGCAGCUCCAGACAUCGGAUACUGACAACAAACAGCAGGCUGAGAAACAGAAUGAGACACAAGGUGGAUCUUGGUUGCCUUUUUACAGUCCUGUUAUUGUAACAUUCCUGGAUGCUGAGGCAGAAGCAGCAAAGCAGAAGGAGGCUGCUGAGAGAAGAAGGAUGUGCAAAGGGAUGACUCUGUGUGUGUGUUACUCUGCCAGCAUCGGGGGCACAGCCACUCUGACUGGGACUGGUCCAAACCUCGUGCUCAAGGGCCAGAUGAACCAAUUAUUUCCUAAUAAUGGAGAUGUGAUCAACUUUGCCUCUUGGUUUGGUUUUGCAUUCCCUAACAUGAUUCUCAUGCUUGCACUGGCCUGGCUGUGGUUACAGUUUGUCUUCAUGGGUUUUAACUUCAAGAAGACCUGGGGUUGUGGUGCUGUGAAGACAGAAAAAGAAAUAGCUGCCUACAACGUGAUCCGAGAGGAGCACCGGGCUCUGGGGCCUAUGUCGUUUGGAGAGAUCAGUGUUCUGGGUCUCUUCAUUCUACUGGUGGUGCUGUGGUUCACCAGGGACCCAGGUUUUGUCAGUGGAUGGGCAACAGAUAUCUUCAACUCUAAAGCAGAGUAUGUGACAGAUGCCACAGUGGCCAUUUUCAUUGCGAUACUUCUUUUUGUUCUUCCAUCCAAGCCCCCAAGCUUUUGUUCAUGGAGGCAUGACAGUGAGCAAAUGCUGAAAACUCCACCACUUUUGACUUGGAAAGUGGCCCAGAAGAAGUUACCUUGGGGUAUUGUCCUUCUUCUUGGAGGGGGGUUUGCACUGGCAAAGGGUAGUGAAGAAUCUGGUCUCUCCAAAUGGAUGGGAGACCAGAUGAGUCCUCUACAAAGCAUUCCUUCAUGGGCCAUAGCUGUCAUCUUGUGCCUGUUGAUUGCUACCUUCACAGAGUGCACCAGUAAUGUGGCCACUGCCACACUCUUCCUGCCAGUCCUGGCUUCAAUGUCUCAGUCCAUUGGGAUGAAUCCACUGUACGUCAUGGUGCCAUGUACUCUCAGUGCAUCAUUUGCUUUCAUGUUGCCUGUGGCCACACCACCAAAUGCCAUUGUUUUCUCAUAUGGCUACCUCAAAGUAGCUGACAUGGCCAAGACUGGUAUUGUAAUGAAUAUAAUUGGUAUACUUUGUAUAACAUUGGCCAUUAACAGUUGGGGCAAGGCUAUGUUUAAUCUGAACACUUUCCCCUCCUGGGCCAACUACACCGGGGAAUGAGUCUGUUCUUCAUGGAGACUUGAGUUCAGCCUCUU